GUCGUAAGGGAAAUACCAAUCGUGAUGCAUCGACUAUCUCCGCAACCUUCUGUGCUUACAAAGAAAUGGGAGAUGCUGCGACAGAACGGAAGCCCUUGUUAUCGAAGUCGUCUGUAGGAGCAACCGGGCCACCCCAUGAUAGAUAUACUAGUGAGCUUGCAAGUGAAUACCAUCAAGUGAAAGAAAAACUAAUAACGAACAGAAAUAGACACAACUCAAUAUCAAGUAAUAUCUCAUCAAACGAAUCAAGUCCGCUGUUGUGCGGUCCCGACAAAGACAGUGACGUUGGUUACAAACAUUACAUUACAUACGGCGGUAUAUGUUCAGGCGUAUCCGGAGUUUGGGGUUGCGAUUCCCAAGUUGCCGUUUCCAGUUUGGAACCAUCGAUUAAUGCGAUAGAAGAAAGGCCUGAUGAUGACGAAAUCGUGGAGAAUACAGACGUUUUGACGUGUUCACCAAAUACACGGCUUUACAGAUAUGGUCUACUUGUGUUCUUGUGUAUUGCAGGUUUAUGUGAAUACAUCACCAGUGAAAGUCCGUCGGCUCUUCAGAAGCACGUGGUUAAGGACAUUGACAUCUCCGAGACGCAGUACAUGGGCUUUUACUCCACAGUCCAGUGGGCGGAAAUCAUCUCAAGUCUCGCGGGAGGCUUUAUGGUGGACCGGAUUGGCAACCCCAUCAGUCUGGUUACCUCCGCCGGAUUGAUAACAAUCGCGCAAACGAUAUUUGCCGUAGGGGCUCUUCUCCGAAACUAUGGGACGAUGUUUGGUGCUCGCAUAUUCCUCGGACUCGUAUCAAGUACUUUGGUGAUCGCUUGUGACAACUUGGUCGUUAAGUGGUUCCACAUGAAGGAAUUGAACAUGGUGCUGGGUUUGAAAAUCAGCUUUGCCCGAGCGAGUAGCGUUAUGACCCUCAAUAUGAUAGACCCCAUAUAUCAGCAACUGUUGAAGUGCACUGUGCCAUGGGAAGCUCUAGGAUUUACCUUGUUAUCAGGCAGUUGUAUAGCAGUGUUGUCUACGUUAUGUUCUGUGCUAGUUGCGAUCAUGGACAAACGAGCAGACAAACUAGGGUUCAACAAGAAUAACAGCAACGAUGAAAAUGACAACAAAAAAGAGACGGAGGAGCACCAAUCAAUGACCACGUGUUCAGACGUGAGACGCUUUCCAGCCUCGUUCUGGCUCAUUGGUAUCAGUGUAUCUCUCUACUACAUGCAGUUGUUUCCUUUCGUUGCCCAGGGAGAGCUGUACUUUGUUAAGAAAUACGACCGAUCCCUGGAUGAAGCGAACGCAAUCAAUAGCAUGGUUUUCCUCGUCGGGGCAGUGACGAUACCGCUUUUUGGAGCUGCAAUAGACAAAGUGGGCCGAAAUCUUAUCUGGAUGUUGGCCGGACUGUUUCUCUCUUUAGCCAGUCACCUUUUACUGACAUUCACAGUUGUAGAACCAUAUGCAUGCACGGUUUUAUUAGGACUCGGUUAUUCACUGGUUGUGACCACUUGGCAGCCGCUUGUGACGUAUGUUAUAGCGCCCAAACAUCUUGGAACCGCGUUUGGCAUUGCGUUUACAAUAAACUCAGUGUGUCAGGCCGUGAACGCCUAUAUUACAGGCUACAUUGUAGAUAACAUGGGAUAUUUUGUGCUGGAGGUCUUCUUCAUUAUGUUCACCACUUGCUCGAUAGUAUUCACCUUAUUGCUGUAUUUGAGAGACGCAUCUUCAGGUAAGUGGGAACUCUGA
Molecule: messenger RNA, 1730 nt
Organism: Dreissena polymorpha
Lineage: Eukaryota; Metazoa; Mollusca; Bivalvia; Myida; Dreissenidae
Product: major facilitator superfamily domain-containing protein 1-like
Exons: 13
Coding region: 66-1730 (554 amino acids)
Biological process (GO): transmembrane transport
Molecular function (GO): transmembrane transporter activity
Source: RefSeq, a predicted model, not a curated record